Molecule: messenger RNA, 543 nt
Organism: Kwoniella mangroviensis CBS 8507
Lineage: Eukaryota; Fungi; Basidiomycota; Tremellomycetes; Tremellales; Cryptococcaceae
Exons: 2
Coding region: 1-543 (180 amino acids)
Source: RefSeq, a predicted model, not a curated record
AUGUCGCCCUCAACUUCGACCGCGGACACUCCUUCCACCAUGCCACGGAUCACAUCAUCCAGCGCCACCAACACUAGACUAGUCGAGAAGUCUCUGAGGAAUGAAGUGGAUACUCAGUCUCAUGGCAAGAGGGAUAGAACAAAGAAGCCUGGUGUCGUGUCAAGCGAGUGCAAGUCAACUACCGAUACGAAGUCAGUGAAGAUGAAAGGGGGGUCGAAGGGGGUCACCAGGCGAAAACCCACAGCCAGCGGCCCAGAUAUCCAGUCUAUCGAAUGGGACGAAGGAUAUUCUGUAUCCACCGAUAACCCCCCAACGGAUUGUGACAAAGAGACAUUUGAAUCAUUCGAUUGGGAUAGCGUAGGUGUACUCUAUACAGAUGAAUUACCGUACGAUCAAGAGCCCAGUACGGGUAUACCUAUACCUGAUUCUCAGGAUGAUCCUUGGGUGGAAACGAUGAUCGAAUAUCAAAUAGGGGAUAACGAUAUUGAUAUUCGACCCCCGGAGUGGUGGCAUAGAGAUGCUAGAAGUGGUAUACGUGAAUAG